AACAUUACACCCACAGACAUCCACAACAGUCGUGCCUGUGUUCUUCGGAGACUGUGAAACUCGGCUUCCGCCCGACCCCACCGAACGCUCCGAAGGGGAAUAGCCGCUGGGCCAACAGAGGGCGCCAAGCGGGCCGCAGCGACCCAGAGUCGCGUCAUGGCCACCGCGCGGGUGCAGCUGCUCCUGUCCGGGCGUCUGGAGUCGGUGAGCUUCGCACAGAGUGUGUGUGGCCUCCUGGGCGCUGGGUCAGGGCCCGGGCCGUGGUCCGCGCACUGCAGCCUGCAGCGAGGACGCAUCGUACUCUCGGACAGGCCAUUCCCUGGCGCUUCGGCUCGGCUUCCGCUCCAGCGUCCCGCUUUCUGCCCUUUUGCGGCCCUUGACCAGCAGCCCAGGAUGCCCAAGGCCGAACUGCCCGCAGAUCGAGGUGUAGAUCUGGGCGUAGCCGUCAUUCUGCAGUCCAGCGACAAAACUGUUUUGUUAACCCGAAGGACUAGCACCCUCCGCAUUUCCCCCAACCUCUGGGUACCUCCAGGUGGGCAUGUGGAACUCCAUGAAGAGCUGCUGGACGGAGGGCUUCGAGAACUUUGGGAAGAAAGUGGACUACAGCUGUCCCAGAGCCAUUUGUCUUGGGUCCCUCUGGGGUUAUGGGAGUCUGCCUACCCUCCUAGACUGAGCUGGGGUUUCCCCAAAUACCAUCACAUCAUUCUGUAUCUACUUGUGAUCUCCCAGGAGUCACAGCAGCAGCUGCAGGCCCAGAUCCAACCAAACCCAAGUGAGGUGAGCGCCUUUACGUGGCUGGGACCAGAUGUUGUAGCUGCAGUAGCUGCCACUGAGGAUGGGACAGACAUACCCAGACUUCCCCCCAAGGAUCUACCGCCUUCUGUCCUUGCAGUGGAAUUAGAGGAUGGAAGAGCCCAACCUUUGGUCCUGCCCAUGUCCACACUGCUGCGGACGACUCCAGCCACAGCAGAGGGUGAAGAGAGAAUCAGCAUAGGAACCAAGUUUGCCCUCAGGCUCUGGCUGCAACAUCUGGGCAAGUGGAGUAUAACACCCCCACCAUGUGAAAGCAGAGCUCAUGUGGACUCCAGGCCAGCAAAAGAAAAACAGAACAUGGACCCUCUUCUCCCAAACCAGGGGCCUGGGAAAUGAAGUGCAUAAUCCCUUCCCU
Messenger RNA from Nycticebus coucang (slow loris), 1168 nucleotides. It is a transcript of the gene NUDT17, whose product is annotated as nudix hydrolase 17. Gene Ontology annotation, cellular component: cytosol. The transcript has 8 exons. Gene Ontology annotation, molecular function: NADH pyrophosphatase activity. Gene Ontology annotation, biological process: NADP+ catabolic process; NAD+ catabolic process. NCBI's taxonomy places the organism in Eukaryota, Metazoa, Chordata, Mammalia, Primates, Lorisidae. The record is from RefSeq and is a predicted model, not a curated record. The coding region runs from base 157 to 1149 and encodes 330 amino acids.